CCUAGCUAUUACUCGCAACCGGCCACGCGCCGUCGCCGUCGCGCCACAGUUUCGCCGACCCCGGCCGGGAGCCUGGCCGUACUACGCGCCCAGGAGAAGCAGCUGAAAAAACAGGCACCACCCGUGCCGUACGCAGGUCACGAGCGCCGAACUGGCUAAGCCCAUGCCGACGGGUGGUCCUCUUCCCCUUAUCCCCUCCCAUACAACGAGCGAUCGACGUAAAGCGGGGGAGGCCCCGCCGAUCAAGUGCACGCCGUCACGCCCACGCUGCCCCGCCGGAACAGGAACGGGCCGGUGCCGGCCACGCGCACUAUAUAUGCGGCUUAGCCAUGCCAUCGUGUGGCCGGCUGGCCGCUGCGCGCUACCCCCUCAUCCCGCCCCCCCGGACAGCCAGCGGCAGAGCCCGGCCGCCGCGCCGAGAGCCACGCAGCUGGUCGGUCAUGUCGUCGUCCCAAGAGGGGAAGGCGGGCGCCAAUGGCGAGCAGAGGCUGGAGGAGGGCGAGGGCGUGCUGGCGGCGGCGAUGGAGCAGCUGGCGGCGGAGGGGGUGCGGGCGCUGCACGCGCGGGUGGAGGCGGAGUGGGACCCCGUGCUGCAGAGCGCGUGCCAGACGGCGGCCGUGCGGGCGCUGUGGGCGGGCGCCGUGCGGGACCCGGCCGCCGGGGUGCUGGCCGGGGAGCGCCACCUCAGGGGCCUCCACGAGAGGAUGCGCCGCGACGAGCGCACCGGCGCGCGCGAGGUGCACGGGGUCAUGAUCGCCGUGCGCACGCUCUGGUUCGACGCCCGCAUCGAGGCCGCCGUCGCCGGCCUCGUCGGCGCCGCGCAAGUCGUCCUCCUCGGCGCAGGGAUGGACGCAAGAGCCUAUCGACUGGGCUGCCUAAAGGAAUGCGCUGUAUUUGAACUCGACUUUGCAGAUCUCCUAGAUAUGAAAUCAGAUAUUCUGCAUGAAGCAAUGAGUUCUGGAAAUCAUCAAAAACUCACCAUGAUGGCAAAAUCGUUGACUAGGGUUCCUGCUGACAUACGAGAUGUUGACUGGAUGACCAAGCUACAGAGUUGUGGGUAUGUUCCUGAAAGAAAUACCGUAUGGGUUCUUGAAGGAAUCCUCUAUUACCUUCAUCAUGUGCAUGCAAUGCAAGUCCUUGAAACAAUUGCGGCAUGCCGCACCUUAGCCUGCACAGUCCUCCUUGCUGACUUCAUGAACAAGAAUGCGGCGUCGCUGUCGCAGACGAUGUACCAUUUCUACCACGACAGCCCUGAUCUCCUUCUGCCUUCUAUGGGGUUCUCUCAAGCAAUGUUGUCACAAAUUGGAGACCCCCAAGCACAUUUUGGUCUCCUAAAUCAUCCACAAAAUCUGUUUGAUAAGCUGAGGAGAUUGCCAAGAUCAGUGGAGACUAAUCCAGAGGAUGGCACACCAUGCCGCAGAUUGUAUUUGGUAGAAGCCUCUGCUUCUCCAGAUGAUCACACCACUUUAUAAGGCUUUA
Molecule: messenger RNA, 1479 nt
Organism: Triticum aestivum (bread wheat)
Lineage: Eukaryota; Viridiplantae; Streptophyta; Magnoliopsida; Poales; Poaceae
Product: putative S-adenosyl-L-methionine-dependent methyltransferase Mvan_1344
Exons: 2
Coding region: 330-1472 (380 amino acids)
Biological process (GO): methylation
Molecular function (GO): methyltransferase activity
Source: RefSeq, a predicted model, not a curated record